AUGACGAUUAAGCCACGACUAGGUAUCCUCUCGAGCAACCACGAUGAUACGACGCAAGCUACCCGAGAGCUCAAGACAGUCGAUAAUAUCAUCAAACACCCAAAGCUCGACACCACUAGUCCAUUCUUGAUUCAACCAACAACCACGCCUAUCGCUCCUACGAUUCGACCGUGCGUUGAUCAUCCGGCUCAGGAAACAUGUCGAGCAUUCUUGGAAGCAGUCAACACUGCGACUAUCCACAUUUGCCAGGCCGGCGAGGAUGAGCAGCCAUGCGCCAUUGAUGCCGCCUUUUGUGCCACAGUGCCACGGGACAAAGACGGUAUCCAGGGUCGCCGCCGCCGCCGCCGCUGGACCUAUGCUAUGCUUGCGUGCGAGGACGAAUCGAAACACGGCGGGCGGAUGCUGCUGGCGGUACCACGCUAUCGCAGUCUCACAGACGAUGCUUCAGGUCUGGUAGAUUUACCUACCACUGCGGCGCUGCAGGACGCUUCUAGCUGCCGGGACCACAUGCAAAGUGCCUGCGGUCGAGGCCCCGCGGACGAUGUUCUUAGUCGUCCCACCAUCGCCAAACUCACACUUGGUGUCAUCCUGCGCUGA
Molecule: messenger RNA, 597 nt
Organism: Colletotrichum acutatum
Lineage: Eukaryota; Fungi; Ascomycota; Sordariomycetes; Glomerellales; Glomerellaceae
Exons: 3
Coding region: 1-597 (198 amino acids)
Source: RefSeq, a predicted model, not a curated record